Messenger RNA from Lactuca virosa, 927 nucleotides. NCBI's taxonomy places the organism in Eukaryota, Viridiplantae, Streptophyta, Magnoliopsida, Asterales, Asteraceae. The record is from the annotation of a GenBank genome assembly.
AUGUUGGUAUCGGCAUCGGAGUUGAAAGAAGUGUUUUCUUGUUUGGAUACUUUAGAGCCUGAUUACAAUAAAAUCCCAACUCAUGAAGAUUGGAAAGUUAUUGACAAUCUUUGCACGUAUUUAAAGCUACUUUACAACACCGCAAAUCUGCUGACAUCAUCGAGUAUACCCACGACUAAUAUGUUCUUUCAUGAAGCAUGGAAGAUUCAGUUAGAGCUUGCCCGGGCCUCCACGAGUGAAGAUGAUGUCAUUAGCAACAUGACAAAACCGAUUCAAGAAAAUUUCGAUAAAUAUUGGAAAAAUUGUUGUUUGGUUUUAGCGAUUGCAGUUGUUAUGGAUCCGAGGUUUAAAAUGAAGUUAGUUGAAUUCAGUUUCAGAAUGAUUUAUGGGGAGGAAGCGGUUUCUUAUAUAAACACUGUGGAUGAAGGGAUUCAUGAGCUUUUUUCAAAGUAUGUUGGACUUCCUUUGCCACUCAAUUUACUAAAUGGUAACUCCGGAAUUGGUGAUUCCGGAGUUGUGAAACAAGAAGAUGAUGCGGGUGCGGGAGGUUUAGGGAAUGGGCUUGGGCUUACGGAUUUUGAUGUUUUUAUUAUGGAGAGUACGAGUCAGCAAUCGAAGUCGGAAUUGGAUCAGUAUUUGGAGGAGUCACUUUUGCCAAGGAUUCAUGAGUUUGAUGUUAUGGGGUGGUGGAAAUUGAAUAAGAGUAAGUACCCGACUUUAUCGAAGAUGGCUCAUGAUAUUUUGAUGAUUCCGGUGUCGAGUGUGGGUCCGGAAUCGGUGUUUGAGACGGGUGUGAAGGAAAUGGACCGGUAUCGGUGCAAGUUGAGUCCACAGAUGGUGGAGGCGCUUUUUUGUGCGAAGGAUUGGAUGCGUUGUGAGGGUGUGGAGAGUAUCGAGUCGAAUGUGAGGAUGGAAUUUCCUAUUUAG